Messenger RNA from Hypanus sabinus (Atlantic stingray), 2656 nucleotides. RefSeq names its product sorting nexin-32-like. Gene Ontology annotation, molecular function: phosphatidylinositol binding. The transcript has 13 exons. Gene Ontology annotation, cellular component: endosome. NCBI's taxonomy places the organism in Eukaryota, Metazoa, Chordata, Chondrichthyes, Myliobatiformes, Dasyatidae. The coding region runs from base 122 to 1339 and encodes 405 amino acids. The record is from RefSeq and is a predicted model, not a curated record.
CGAAGAGGCGUGCGCGUUAACAAGAGGGCAGCGCGGACGGGGCUUCGUAGGCAGUCUGGACCUCCCACCGUCCUGAGGAGUCAUCCCAGCCAGGACUGCAGGCGUUCUGGUCAGCAGAGCGAUGGAGGAGCACGCUCACCUGUUCGAGGGGGAAGAUGCCAAGUCGAGGACCAUGUCAGUAGACCUGCAGGGAGACACCUCGCUCCAGGUUGAGAUCUCGGACGCUGUCAGCGAGAGGGACAAGGUGAAGUUCACCGUCCACACCAAGACCAACCUCUCCCACUUCAAGCAACCGGAGUUCUCUGUGGUUCGACAGCACGAAGAGUUCAUUUGGCUCCACGAUGCAUACCUGGAGAACGAGGACUACGCCGGCAUCAUUAUCCCGCCCGCGCCCCCGAGGCCCAACUUCGACGCGUCGAGGGAGAAGCUGCAGAAGCUUGGCGAGGGUGACGGCUCCAUGACCCGUGAGGAGUUUGCCAAGAUGAAGCAGGAGCUGGAGUCCGAGUACUUGGCCAUCUUUAAGAAGACGGUGGCCAUGCACGAGGUCUUCCUGCAGCGGCUGGCUGGCCACCCCGUGCUCCGAAAGGAUCACAACUUCUACGUAUUCCUGGAGUACGACCAGGAUCUGAGUGUCCGCGGGAAGAACAAGAAGGAGAUCCUGGGAGGGUUUCUGAAAAACAUCGUGAAGAGCGCUGAUGAGGCGCUAAUCGCUGGCAUCUCCGGCAUCAAGGAAGUGGACGAAUUCUUUGAGCACGAGAGAACCUUUCUGAUUGAGUAUCACAAUCGGGUCAAGGAUGCUACCCUGAAAGCAGACCGCAAGACACGAUCUCACAAAAACGUGGCUGAAGACUACAUUCCGAUCUCCUCCUCGCUGUCCAGUUUGGGAACCUUGGACGCAAGCCCCCUCAGCAAGAACCUGCUCAAGCUAGCUGAGCUCUUCGAGAAACUCCGGAAAUUAGAGGGGCGAGUGGCAUCGGACGAAGACUUGAAGAUGUCUGACUUGUUGCGAUACUACACAAGAGAUUCGCAGGCAGCCAAGGACCUCCUGUACCGGCGCGCGCGCGCCCUGUCCGAUUACGAGAACGCCAACAAAGCCCUGGACCGGGCCCGCAUGAAAAACAAGGACGUGAAGCAGGCCGAAACCAGCCAGCAGCUCUCCUGCCAGCGGUUUGAGAAGCUCUCUGAGUCAGCCAAGCAAGAACUCACAGACUUCAAAGUUCGCAGAGUCUCCGCCUUCAGAAAAAACAUGAUCGAGAUGACCGAACUGCAGCUGAAACACGCUAAGGCCAACCUGCUGCUCCUGAGAAACUGCCUGAGCACGUUGCGAGAAGAACAGUAGUUAAUUGUUUCCACUGUGUGCGUGUGUGUGCGUGCGCGCGUGUGUAUUUUGAGGUACAGUUCACCCCUUGGUUCAUCAUCAUGUUCCCAUUGUUUUUGGGGCUGGGGCAGUCCUGUUUGCUGCCAGUUUUUUUUUCCUCAUUUUAAAAAAUUUUGUCUUGAGUCUUAAGCACCCCAACAAUUUGGCGACAGGCUCAGCGGACAGCAAGAGUUCCUGCAUUCUGACCUUUCUCCCACCGAUUUAAGGGUGCAUGCAUUAUCACUCUCACCCAACCCCGGAGAAUCUGUACAGGGUGGGCGGGGAGGCCUGUCAUAAGUUUGCAACUACUCGAACUCUCACUGCAGAUAGACCCCCCCCCCCACCUCCUCUGUUGUGACCUUCUCCCACCCCCCCCCCCACCCCCACUACAGUUGACUCUUAACUCUCCCGGUGUUGACUCUGUGCAGGACUAGAUGAUCCCCUCCCCGAAUCAACGCUUCCCUCUGUGAAUUCUUCCCCCCCCCCCCAACUUGAUUCUGCCCCCUGAAGAUGAGCCUUGGAAGCCAGAGGUCCGCUUGCCAUCUUAAAAACCGAUUGCAAGAAGGUGUCUUGCAAUUGCCAGCUCUCCAGGGCUAGUUCAAUCCAGACGAACUACUGGUAAUACUCAGCAGGUCAGGCAGCACCUGCAGGGGAAAGUGAUGUACUGGUUUACUAGCACUUAAAGGUCUUGGACCCGGAAUAUUAACUCCCCUCUGCUGCUUGUUAUUUAUAAAUGCACCUUUACCUGAUGCAAGAAUGCCAUGCUACAGGAGAGAAAAUGGUCACUUAACUGCUCAUCGUGAGCCUGAAUCCCCUGCACUUCACAGGCCAACGUCCUUGCCCGUCCUCUGUCCUAACCCUGCUGCAGGUUUGCCUGGCGCACUGGUGUCGAGCAAGUUUUCUUCUGUGUCUUACUUGUGCUGUCCUUGUCCCAGGGAGUGUUUGAAGUGCCAAUGUGUUCUUCGUCUUUGGUCCCAUCUAUCCCUUCCGCUUUCUUUUUUUUUAAAAAAAAAACACACACACAACAGAUCGGGGACCAAAACACCCGCCACCCUCGUCGAGAGACCUUGCUCCUCGCUGGCGCGGCCGUUUGGAGUGCCUAGUUAUCUCUGUUGUUGGAGUCGGUCGUACUUCAGGUAAAGCUCAAAGGCGGCAAGAGUCCAGCUUGGCUGCUUCCAGGCAAAAUUUUUGUUUAGUCCUAAUGGGUAAAUGUUUAAAUUCUUUGUCUUGGGCAAUUCUUCAACCAGCUCCCAAUUAGUUUAACCCUCUGAUUUCUAAAUAAAACGUGGCUGAAUUUCA